Spodoptera litura is the source of this 2770-nucleotide messenger RNA. RefSeq lists its product as uncharacterized. Gene Ontology annotation, biological process: cellular response to tumor necrosis factor. Lineage: Eukaryota; Metazoa; Arthropoda; Insecta; Lepidoptera; Noctuidae. Gene Ontology annotation, cellular component: cytosol. Gene Ontology annotation, molecular function: NF-kappaB binding. The record is from RefSeq and is a predicted model, not a curated record.
AACACAUAGGUACAUGCUUUAUAGGUAAACGUCACAAUCGGGGGGUUACCCCAGUGCUCAAACUUGUUAUUUAUUUCAAAAAACCAUGAAUAUGGUUCGUACAGCUUACAAUUGCGCAUUCAAACUCUAGUGUUAACGAUAACAAACAGUGACGACAUUAAAAUAAGUGUAAAAAACAAUACAAAAGUGUUAACAAUGGCUACGGAAGACGCGAAACCUAUAACUGUGAAAAAGAUACCUCUAAUACUGAACAGGAAGAUUAUAAUUAAAAAAGGCAUCAAGUCAUUAGGGAAGAAUAUUAAAGUGGUGAAAUCGUUGCAGAAUUCGUUUCAAGAGGAUGUGAUUUAUACGUCUAAAGAAGGUGAUUUCAUGGCGGGGGAAGCCCGCAGUAUGACGAUAGUGAACCGUCUAAAUGUAUUGACUAAGGCUUGUAAAACUAUUGCGAGGUGCCACAGCCACACAGGACAGUUGUACGAGAAGACCUCUGAAGAAAUAACCAAGUUAAUCGGUCAAAGUAAUUACGAUUUAUUAUUUAGUUCCUUGUGCUCAAUUUUAAGUCAAGAGUUGAAAAUUCGUAGCAUACACUCCUUGUUGACUGUUCCUAAGAAUACUAAUACUGCGUCUUGCCAAACACAAUUCAGUGAUGCGAGUUAUAUGGUGAAUAAAAACUAUGUGGAAACAAUUUCGCAGACUCACGAGACUUGUUUAAGUGGUUUCACAAAGAAAAUUAAAAGACGGAGCCGCCGACUGAACUUAGCCCCUCAAGUUGUUACGGAUUCACCGAAGGAAGUUAAGAAGCCACGUCGAAUAAUAAUAUCUCCGGAUAAGUUUGCAGAUUUCAAAGAAGAGAUUGUUAAGACCGAGUCCUCGCCAGAAGUUAAUUUGCCCGAACUUGGGUCUGUGUUUGACGAAGACUCUAAUUCGGAUAACAGUAUGGGACGGUUUUCCUCAUUGUCUAUUAAAACAACAUCAGAUUUAAUGGACAAUCCGUUAAAUAUUAUUAGUAACGUUGAUCGUCAUACGAGGGACAUUAAUAAUGAAAGUAAACCAUGUGGUGUUGCGGAACCAUACAGAAUAUUCAACUUAAAGUCUCCUGAGAGUCCUGGGGAUGAACGGAUACCAUUCGACUUAAAAGAUAUGUUACGUCAUGUGCCACCAGAACAACGAAUGAAGCUGCUACUACAACAAGGUUUAAUGGACUGGAAAUAUUGUCUAACGAUAGACCAAGAUGGUCAUUUACCUAUCCACGUGGCUGUGCUGACGAAUGAUGUAGACCUGCUCAGACGUCAAUGCUUAGUGCUGAAGAUGAGAGGUUCUACGGUGGACCUGCUUGCUGACGGAACGACACCGCUAAGGAUGGCCCUCUUCCAAGAAAACCCUGAACUAACAUCGGUACUCCUGAACGCUGGAGCUGAUCCCUUCGACGCUGAUGAUGAGGACCGGACUUCGUUUCAUAUAGCUGCUGACAAAAACACCGAACAUCUACCCGUAUUGCUGAACUACUGUCAUUUGAAUGCUAGGCAAUUGUUACAUGAUAAUGAAGCAUUAUGGAGACCUGGAUUUGAGAACAAAACUGAUGAAGAAUUGCUGCCCAUACUUAUGAUGCAUAUUAAUAAGCAGUACGAUUGCCAGGGGUACACCCCACUCAUGGUGGCGAGUAAAUCCGGGAGAUAUAACAAUGUGUUGGCGUUAGUGGAGAGUUGUAGGGCCACGGUGAACAUGUCCUCGCCCAACAGUGGGAUCACGGCGCUCUACCUCGCUGUCAGCGAAGCUUGCAUGGAUGCAGCAGAACGAGGCAAUAAAACGAAGAUAGUAGACCAUUACAAAAGAACUAUAGAAAUUUUAGUAGAAAAUGGCGCCGACCCUAAUCUUAUUAACUUCACGGGUUCUAGCGUGAACGACCUCUUAGCUGAAUUUAGUAUAGCUGAACUAUCGAUGUUAAUAGCUAAUAAAUUAACUUCGGUACGGUAUUUCGAUAAUGCGCUACCAAACGGCAGCAAGGGCAGCGAUUUUAUGCUUUUCAAAGAUGACAAAGGCGACGUAAAUAUAAAAGAAGUUAAAGAAAAGAAACCAAUAACGCCUCCGGCCAAAAAUCCACCGAGUAACCAGAAAAAGGAUUCGCCAGUCAUUUUGGAAAAUAUCACCAUCAAAACUCCAGUUAUAGGGAUCCCCAAUAACCUUUUGAAACCUAUCAAAGUCGGUCCCAUAACUCAGUUACCUAAAAAACAAGACAACACGCCCCAAUUGACGCCUGUAGUGCAAAAAUUUAAAUUAAAUAAACCUAUCAUAAUGUCAGAGAUAGGGGACAAAAGGAAAUUGGAGAUUGUAUCGCCGAAUGUCAUAAAGCGAUUGAAAAAGAAUGAUUAGAAAUGUCAUUUUGAUCCGAGGUUUUCUAAUCUCGCGACUUGAAUAUGAAAAAUCAAAAAAAAGAGGAAAUUACCAGAUUUGACAAGCAAAAUUGAUAUGGUAUGUCAUCUUGACCGUAUCAGGGAUAUGUGGAGAUCAUUUAACGGUAAAGUUUGAUCCAAAAUUAGGAUCAAAAUGACCAAAAGAGAUGGAGCUAAUGUAAACAGCAGCUCAUGUAGUGUAGAUGUCCAGUCAACAAGGAUGUAGCGAGGUUGACUGUCCAGGCGACACACGUACUUAGGUAUCGUCAUGAAGAAUAAUGGACAAGAAUGUUCAUGGGGUGAGGAGAAAACAAUUAAAUUGUCUAUAUUAUAACUUCCGUGAGACAUACUAAAUUAAUUAUUAUGUUUUCGGCUUACUCACG